AUGGGGAAAGCCAGCGCCGCGAUAGUAGCGAAUAACUGCCGGACAAGCUUCCCGAAUAUAAAGCUCGCUCUAGUCGUGGGUGUCUGUGGCGUUGUUCCCUAUGGCCCUGCUGGCGAGGAGAUCAUACUUGGCGACGUCGUCAUCAGCGAUGGGGUCAUUCAAUACGACCUUGGACGGCGGCUACCAGGCCGCUUUGAGCGUAAAGAUACGCUGUUAGACUCUCUGGGGCGGCCGAAUAUCGAAAUACGAGGCUUGCUGGCGAAGUUGAAGGGUCUUCGGGGUCGCAAGCAGCUUGGCGCCGCCAUAUCUACCUACCUCGGUGUCCUCCAGAACGAGCCGCUCCUGGCCGCUGAGUACCCGGGCGCAGUACAUGAUAGGCUAUUUGAGGCUACAUAUCGCCACGUCGGCGACCAGGAGCCGUGCCAGCAGGUCGGUUGUGAUGGUAACCCGGUGCCGCGGCGGCGGCUCCACCACGACAAGGACGAUCCACGACCAGCCGUCCAUUUUGGUCUGAUUGCGUCCGGCGAUUCGGUCAUGAAGUCUGGGGAAGAUCGCGACGCUAUUGCAUUGAGGGAAGGCGCUAUUGCAUUUGAGAUGGAGGGUGCUGGUGUCUGGGAUACCUUCCCAUGCGUUGUGAUAAAAGGCGCGUGCGACUACGCGGAUAGCCACACGAGCAAGUCAUGGCAGCGCUAUGCUGCCGCCACUGCGGCUGCCUGUAUGAAGGCAUUUUUAAGCCAUUGGGUGCCUUCCGUACUUGCAGGGCCGACCCAGACGCUGCCUGCUGGUCCUUAUUUCGUCGUUCCAUAUCCCAAGAAUGAAACAUUUGUCGGCCGCGAUGCUAUACUCAAGAAGCUUCAAGAAAGACUUUCAACGUCCUCGCAGCCGAGGAUCGCGCUCUUUGGUCUCGGCGGUAUCGGGAAAACCCAGAUAGUCACUGCAUAUGCGUAUUGGCUCCACGAGACUUACCCUGAAAUGUCGGUCUUCUGGGUCCACGCGAGCAGUGCAGAACGGUUCCGCCAAGCGUACGCAACCAUCGCGCGAGAAUGCCACGUCCCUGGUUUGGAUGACCCGGAGGCAGACAUAUUAGCAUUAGUGAAAGCAUGGCUGGAGAGAACGCAUCAAGGUCGUUGGCUGAUGGUCGUCGACAAUGCCGACGACAAGCAGGUCUUUUACACAUUGCCAGAAGAUGAGGGUGGCUCCUCACCUUCCCAAGAUGGUGGCAUUGCGCGCUUCCUCCCUGAGAGCCCUCAUGGAUCCAUCCUCGUCACAACUCGGGAUCGGCAGGUUGGCGUCUUGCUCACGAAGGGUCGGACUCGGGCUGUAGAGGAAAUCUGCAAGAUGGACAAGCGCGAAUCUGAUCAGUUGGUUCGCGCCACGCUCGAUGGCCUCGAAGUGACGGUUGAUGAAAUCUCGCUUCUAACGUCUCGGCUGGAAUAUCUUCCUCUGGCACUCGUCCAGGCAGCCGCAUACAUUCGAAUGAAUGUUAUGGCGGUAAGCCGGUAUCUUCAGCUCCUAGACAAGAGCGACCACCACGGACUGGAACUACUCAGCAAGGAGUUUGAUACUAUUAGGAGAGACUCGGGGACUCCACAAGCAGUCGCAGCCACGUGGAUACUAUCCUUCAAGCACAUCGAAAAGCGAAGUAAAUUGGCGGGCGAGUUUCUCUCGCUCAUGAGUUUCUUCGACCGGCAAGCCAUCCCCAAGGAGUUUAUAUCCUGCUAUUGCCAUCGACGGCAGGAGCCAAUAGAUGGAGAUGGGGAGCUUGAGAGUCAGCAAAAAGAUAUCCAGCUUGAGGAAGCUCUAGGUCUUCUUAAGGCGUUUUCGUUCAUCUCGGAAAACAAGAACAGCAAAUUUACCAUCCAUCGGCUUGUGCAAUUAGUCACCCGGAAGUGGAUCGUCACCAAUGGCACCAUGGAUCAAUUCGCCAGGCAGGCACUUAUGACGGUGUUUGAUCUGUACCCUUACGGCACGUUUGAGAACCGCGAUGCAGGGAAAGCGGAAUUGGGCGGUGGAAGGAUGCAGAAGAUUUCCAACUGCAAGCAGUGA
Messenger RNA from Hirsutella rhossiliensis, 2046 nucleotides. RefSeq names its product phosphorylase superfamily domain-containing protein. Gene Ontology annotation, biological process: nucleoside metabolic process. Gene Ontology annotation, molecular function: ATP hydrolysis activity. The transcript is spliced from 6 exons. Lineage: Eukaryota; Fungi; Ascomycota; Sordariomycetes; Hypocreales; Ophiocordycipitaceae. Bases 1 to 2046 code for a protein of 681 amino acids. The record is from RefSeq and is a predicted model, not a curated record.